CGACCCCGAGUGAAAUUGACCAAUGGGAGCGUGCGACACGGAAAACGGCAUUUCCCCCGCCAUAUUUGUUGUCUAGCGCUAGGCCUUAACUUUAAGAAAUGAUUUGUUUUUUUUACAUUUACCUUGCUCCUAUUAACACACAUUUAGGCGUUUGUGCAGCAGGUCCCGUGUUUUUUUUUACACCUUUACUUUGCUUUUUAUUUGGAGAUGACGGAGAAGCAGUCCGUUAUUGCGAAGUCGCGCAAGAGAGCGUUCGUGAGCAUUGACGGUGAAGAGGACGAGCAGUCUCGACAAGGCAAAGCAAAAAUAUUCAGACAAGACAAAAUCCUCGAGGGCGUGCGCUUGACCGGCACCUCGGUGACGGAUAGCGCCAAACGUCUUGUGUCAGGUGCCGUGAGCUGGAUGUCGGCACGUCUCCCAGCCUUCGGCAGUUACCUGUGGCUGCAGUCGUCGGCGCUGAUGGCGCGCCGCCCUGUCGGGUUGUCGUCGUUCCCUGGGAGAGUGGAGAGCGAUGCGGGGAGCAGUUCGGUGGCGGCACAGUCCGGCACGAGGGAGGACGGGGCGGCACUCGCAUCGGUUGCUACGGGUGGAGGCACCACGUCAAGGGGCCUUGCCGCAGAUGGACGGCGGCAGAAAGGGGAUUUCUUAAACAGCGAUUGCAAGACUGUUUUGCAUAAGAGUUGUAUUUCAUCAUCACAUAUACAAAACAGUUUCCCACCGCUGGGCCAAGCGAGGACAAAAGCUGACUUGGAAAUCCAUGAGCCGCCAAGACACACCACCACACCUUUGCAAAUCAAAGUGUUGUCAACCCAAAGAGAGCAGACCAACUCUAUAGGUUAUUGGGGUGACGCAAAGCCAGUCGUGAGCAGGAACCCCAUUCAGAGAAAUAAGUUGUACUCGUCAGGGAGCCACGUUUACCAGUCAAAUAAAACUCCAGUGCAUAAUCACUUGAAUCACUCCACCCACAGGAUGUCAGACAGCAAACCAAAGAGUUCAGAGAAGCAGCCACAGCAGCACCAGCCACCGCAACCACCAAAAGAGAAUCCAUUCAAGUCUGUGUACGACAAGGCGUUUUCACCAAUCCCACAGUCCACGCGUUCUACGCAGACGUCUCGCUCUUUUAUACCUAAGGGCACGAAUCGCCGAUACCCAACCACACUGCACCAGAUAAUCCGACACGAGGAGCACAAGAAGUACCAGCAGCUGGUGGAGAUGUACAGCUCAAUGGGACGGGGGGACUCCAUGUCAUUGCCGUGGCUUCGGCCUCUUCUACCCAGCAAUGGCACGCUUGGCAGUGGCAGUGCCCUCUGCUCUCCAUCCAAUUCCACCGUGGCAUCCUCCGCAACGUCCCCCCGUGCCGAUGAAGAGUCACCCCGAGUCAGCCCAGAGCCACACGGGGCCCAGAGAUUGGAACAGUCAUCAGCCUCACACUCAACAGGGUCUACAAGCUCGGAUUCUCUCAUCUUUGUGAAGAUGUUCCCACCUAAGCCGAUGAAACCAAGCUUUUCAGCCGUCCUUCAAAACAGUCUCACCGAGUCUGAACAGUGGCUCAAAAACAUAAAGAGUAAAUACGAUGGCAUCACCAAGGAUAAAGGCCGACACAUCUUGGAGGAAACAAUCAAGUCCCAACUUUAUGAGGAAAGGAGGGCCCAGCAGGAGAAGGACCUCUCCGAGCAGAUCCGGGAGCGGCUGCUGCUGGCGGAGCGGGCGCCGGCGGUGGUGGAGGAAAUCCCAGAGCCCGAGCACGUGGAGGAGGAGCGAAUCGAGGACGUCGAGUUUCCUCCGCUCACCGAGGAAAUGGAGGAGGAGAUUGAUCGGGCGUUUGGCUAUGGGAGUACGGACGAAGUGCUGUCCGAGGCUUUCCGUUUAUCCAUCACGCGGAAGGACAUCAAGACCUUGCAGCACCUCAACUGGCUAAAUGAUGAGGUUAUCAACUUCUACAUGAGCCUCAUAAUGGAGCGAGGCAAAGGUGAGGGCAAGGCCACGGUGCACGCCUUCAACACAUUCUUCUACCCACGCGUGAAGAGCGCCGGCUUCCAGGGGGUCAAGCGAUGGACCAAGAGGGUGGACGUCUUCCAGUUUGACCUCGCGCUGGUGCCUAUCCACCUGGAUGUGCACUGGUGCCUCGCCGCGAUCAACUUCAAAAAGAAGACCUUGACAUACUACGAUUCCAUGGGCAAUAGCAACAAUGAAGUCUGUAAUAUCUUGAUGCAGUACCUCAGGGAAGAGAGUAAGGAUAAGAAAGGACAGCCCUUUGAUAUCACAGGCUGGAAAACAUACAGCAUGAAGCCGAAUGAGAUCCCCCAACAGAUGAACGGGAGUGACUGUGGCAUGUUUGCCUGUAAAUAUGCAGACUACAUUACCAGGGAAAAGCCCAUCACCUUCACACAACAACAUAUGCCGUACUUCAGAAGAAGAAUGGUUUGGGAAAUAAUUCAUCAGAAGCUACUCUGAGUCCCCUUGCUGUGGGUGGAGCGUCCUCCUUUCGCAUGCCCUCCAUGUGCCCAGUGGAAGAUGUCGCUCAUUGCAUUGCGGUGCACAAGGCACAGUGUUUUAUGCUGUGCUUGCAUUUUCUGUGUACUAAAAUGUCGUGAGAAUUGAUAUUUCUGUAAAAAAAAAUGCUGUACAUAUUGUAUUUUCAUGGAAGUGCUUCAUUUUGGGAGUCUUUUAAACAUUUCUGGCAUCACUUUGAUUGAGAUAUAAAUGAGUGCAGGGUUUGUAGUUGAGUUUAGAUCUUUUUUUUUAUAUAUAUGCAAAUAAUUUUCUACGGUUGUAGGCAUAAAUAUUAAUCUCGAAAGGAAACAUGUCUACUGGGUCAUUAAUAUAUUCGAGAAAACCGUUGAGGUUGAAAACAUCAAUCGAUCUCCAUCGUUACUUUAUUGGUUUCUAUUUUUGUUCAACUUAGAAUUCAAAUUCAGUUUAAAGUCAACAUGAAGCGUGAAUACAAUUUAUUGCAAUAUGCAAUGGUUAUCGGAUCUUUGGAAAUGUUAACGGGGGUACACAGUGUAGGCACUCCUUCAUUAAGUAUUUGACAGGAAACGUUGGAUUACCCUCUAUUGUGCUGUGUUAUUUUUCAAAGACGUUUAAUCCAGUAUUUAAAAAAAGGUUUUUGAUUGUACUUUUACAGUCAAACUUUACACAAACUGCACAAUUACAAUUAUACUUUCUUUUCAUCUUAUUACCAAGUUUCGAUAAUUACUUUAUAAAGCAUUUCAUAGAAAAUAAGUGAUGUAAUGCAAUUAAAUUAAGCUUAAUUAAAAUGUUUUACUGUGGGAACUAAUUUAUAUUCUUUACAUAAGGCACACUUUCCACUGAAGUUGUGUUACUGUGGGCAAUACAACGAACAUUCCAAAAGAAAUACAAUAAGUAAAGUAGGAACAGGGAGGCACAAAUGAGUAUAAAUAGUUUAUUUAUGUUCAUACUGUGUAGUCACAUGUAUAUUUUUUGUAUGUUAUCUCAUUCGUUUUCUUUUUUUGCUAAUGGAGAACGAGUUGAUACUUUAAAUGUGUUUUACACGUUAUGGUGUCUCGCUAAAGUGUUUGUACACGUGUGUGUCAUUGUUGCCAUUGAAGACUUGUACUUUUUACACGAAAACGACAUUAAAUAUAUAAUAAAUGUAUAUUGUGAAAAAUAGA
Messenger RNA from Petromyzon marinus (sea lamprey), 3635 nucleotides. RefSeq names its product sentrin-specific protease 1-like. The record is from RefSeq and is a predicted model, not a curated record. Gene Ontology annotation, biological process: protein desumoylation; proteolysis. NCBI's taxonomy places the organism in Eukaryota, Metazoa, Chordata, Hyperoartia, Petromyzontiformes, Petromyzontidae. Gene Ontology annotation, molecular function: deSUMOylase activity. Gene Ontology annotation, cellular component: nucleus.